This is a messenger RNA of Odobenus rosmarus divergens (Pacific walrus), 2744 nucleotides long. It is a transcript of the gene M6PR, whose product is annotated as mannose-6-phosphate receptor (cation dependent). Gene Ontology annotation, biological process: protein targeting to lysosome. NCBI's taxonomy places the organism in Eukaryota, Metazoa, Chordata, Mammalia, Carnivora, Odobenidae. The record is from RefSeq and is a predicted model, not a curated record. The coding region runs from base 111 to 1295 and encodes 394 amino acids. The transcript is spliced from 7 exons. Gene Ontology annotation, molecular function: protein domain specific binding. Gene Ontology annotation, cellular component: endosome; Golgi apparatus; trans-Golgi network.
GUGACCCUGCGUGACCGCGCGUGACUCUUCGAGAGGAGAAGCUCGGGGGCGGGACUCUGGGACUCCAUUGGUAGAAAAGGAGACCCGAAAAGGUGGAACUCAGCUUGAAAAUGUCGAUAGUGAUUGGAGUUUAUAGGACGGGGGCGGAGCUACAUGGCCAGGACCCUGGCCAAUCAGCGUCUGGGAUCGGCCAGGAGACUGGGAAGGAGAAGGGGGCGAAAUGGUUCUGUGGUCACAUGCCGCGGGGUCUAGUGGGAGGAGCAGUUGUCCAGAGGACGCCUGGUGCUUCCUGUUUCCGGUUCUCGGAGUGGAGCACAACGAGGCGCCUUGGGGAAGCUUUGACACGAGUUCUGGGUCCGGGGUCUGCGGCUGGCCCCUCGCUGGCCCUGUCUCCCAGACCCAGACAGGUAUUCAGCCGGGGAUUCUGCGCCUUGGCUACUCCCUUUGCCCGUGACACGAUGUUCCCCUUCUACAGCUGCUGGAGGACUGGACUGCUCCUGCCACUGCUCCUAGCUGUGGUAGUAAGAGAAUCCUGGCAGACAGAAGAAAAAACCUGCGACCUGGUGGGAGAAAAAGGUCGAGAGUCCGAGAAAGAGUUGGCUCUACUGAAGAGGCUGCAACCGCUGUAUAACAAAAGCUUUGAGAGCACUGUGGGCCAGGGCCCAGACACAUACAUCUACAUGUUCAGGGUGUGCCGGGAAGCUGGCAACCGCACCUCUGGGGCAGGCCUGGUGCAGAUCAACAAAAGUAACGGGAAGGAGACAGUGGUAGGGAGACUCAACGAGACUCACAUCUUCAAUGGAAGUAAUUGGAUCAUGCUGAUCUAUAAAGGGGGUGACGAAUAUGACAGUCACUGUGGCAUGGAGCAGCGUCGUGCAGUGGUGAUGAUCUCCUGCAAUCGACACACGCUAGCGGGCAAUUUUAACCCUGUGUCUGAGGAGCGAGGCAAAGUUCAAGAUUGUUUCUACCUCUUUGAGAUGGAUAGCAGCCUGGCCUGUUCCCCAGAGAUCUCCCACCUCAGUGUGGGUUCUAUCUUACUAGUCACGUUUGCAUCACUGGUUGCGGUCUAUAUCAUCGGGGGGUUCCUGUACCAGCGACUGGUGGUGGGAGCCAAGGGAAUGGAGCAGUUUCCCCACUUAGCCUUCUGGCAAGAUCUUGGCAACCUGGUAGCAGAUGGUUGUGACUUUGUGUGCCGUUCUAAACCCCGAAAUGUGCCUGCUGCAUAUCGUGGUGUGGGGGAUGAUCAGCUGGGGGAGGAGUCAGAAGAAAGGGAUGAUCAUUUAUUACCAAUGUGAUUGCACUUUAAAUACCCAGCUGCUUCUCGUCCCCCAAACCAAAGCAUACUCAGCCAGAUUUCUUAAGCAGUCUCCACUCCAGUUCUCUCAUCCCACCCUUAACAUUGCUCUUGCUUUCCAGUUUGCUUUUGAUUUGUAUUCUCUUCUCACUAGUAGAAAUGCCUUCCCUUUGUUCCCUGUUAUGUUUUUCCUCUAGAGUACAGUUGUAGGAGAGAGAAAAUAGGGCCUGUGCAGAAGAGGCUAUCACACGAUCUCUUGAUAUCAGAAGGUACAAGUAGGAUAGUUACAUUGAGCAAAAACAGUGUGGCAGGCUCCUUUUUUUUUAAACACCUUUUCACAAGUUUUUGAGACACUGGAUUUCUUUAAAAAAAAGGGCAAAGAAACAUUAUUUAUACAAGGUUUGAUUGCUUUUAUGCUGUUACUCUGUACCCUGCAGUAGUUUCCAUGAGAAUCUGGAUGUAAUUUUUUGCUGCUUGGAACUACUCUGUGGUGAUUACUUGGUUGCAUUCCAAGUAUUGCCAUUUGGUCUGAGCCUGGAGAUAUUGCAGACUUGCUUCUCCCACCUCUGGGAUUAGGAUGGGGAAAAUGUUUUAAUUUCCCACUUAGAGGAUUAUAAAAUACCAUCACAUCAGUUGUUGGCAUUGGAGUGACCUUAUAGCCAGAACUGGGCCCUGGAUUGUGGGCUCGUGGUCAUUGGUCCAUAUGUGGCCAAAACGCCUUAUCCAGAAGUCUAGUCCAUUGGAAAGGGAAAGUGAAUUGGACCUCCUGUGCUACAGGGGUUCCAGAAAAGGAAGUCUGUUUACCUGUAGUGGGAUCUCCUCAAUGGCUUUCUUCUCCCAGUUGCAGUAAAAGCUGGCAAAGCUUUUCUUCUAAGCUGUUUCCCUCUACCCAUAUUUCUAAAUAUGUUGCACUUUCUUCACAGGCAUGUCGACUUCCCCCCUUUCCCCCCCUCAAUCUUUUGGAAAGGGAAUGAAAGCAGAGGUGGGACAUCUAGGGUUUUGCCAUCCUGUGCUCUGGGUGUGGAAUGCUGCUGUACCUGUCCCUUCUGGCUCAGGGAAGUAUCUUCUUGCCCACAACAGUUUCUGUGGGGAAAGGUUUUGAAUCCUCUGAUGCUUCCACUUUUUUGUUUAGACCAUGUGCCCAGAAGCCUGGCCCGAUCUUUCUGUAAUAGUGAACCUGGGCCAUUGAAGAGUAACAUGGCUCCACUGGACACAAGAGGAUGGAAUCAGUAGGCAGGGGCUUUUAAUAGCCUUUAGGGAAGAAAAUGAAAUUAUUUCAUCUUUGGACUUUUAAAUACUAUUGGAAUGAUUUUUUUUUCUUCUUUUCUAAACAGGGAAAAUAAUGUUAUAAAAACAUCUUUUUUGUUGUUUGCAUCCCUCCCCCACAGUUUUAAAAAUGCAAAAAAAAAACUACAUUUUUUGUAUAAAAACACGUAAAAGAUUAAAAAAA